AACAACAGCAGAGAGUUCCGAAAGUGGCUUCAUUCGUUGUUCACACGUUUCCUUCUCUUAUGUAUUGUGUUUGGUAAAGUUCUUCAUCCAGUUGCAUAAACAGAAGUAAACAAAGAUGGACUUCCAGCACAGGGCUGGGGGUAAGACAGGUGUAGGGGGCGUGGCCUCAGCCUCGGAGUCUAACAGGGACAGGAGGGAGAGGCUGAGACAGCUGGCCCUGGAAACCAUCGACCUCAAUAAGGAUCCAUAUUUCAUGAAAAAUCAUUUGGGGUCAUAUGAAUGUAAACUAUGUCUUACUCUUCACAACAAUGAGGGAAGCUACUUGGCACACACACAAGGAAAGAAGCAUCAGGCAAACUUGGCUCGUCGAGCUGCCAAGGAAGCUAAAGAGGCCCCAGCUCAGCCAGCUCCUGAGAAAGCCAGGGUGGACAUCAAGAAAUUCGUAAAAAUAGGAAGGCCAGGAUAUAAAGUGACUAAGCAGAGGGACCCAGACAAUGGCCAACAGAGCUUGCUGUUUCAGAUUGAUUACCCUGAGAUUGUGGAGGGAAUUGCUCCGCGCCACAGAUUUAUGGCAGCUUAUGAACAGAAGGUGGAACCACCGGACAGGAAGUGGCAGUAUCUGUUGUUUGCUGCGGAACCUUACGAAACCAUAGCAUUCAAAGUCCCUAGCAGGGAAGUUGACAAAGAUCCCAAAAAGCUAUGGUCACACUGGAACAGGGAAACAAAGCAGUUUUUCCUACAGUUUGCAUUCAAGAUAGAAUCCAAGACCCCCAUGCCACUCCCUCCUCCACCCACAGAGGGAAAGAAGGACGUACCAGUUCCCUCCAGCAACAAUUCAGCACCCCCACAGCUUCCUCCUCCUCCACGUAUGCCCCCUCCCCCAAGAAUGCCUCCCCCACCCCCAGUUGGGCAAACAGCAGGAGGGCCUCCUAUGCCACCCCGGCCAACAGUACCACCCAUGAGCCAGGGUAUGCCCCCUCCCCCAAUGCCUCCUGGGGGUGUUCCCCCUCCUGGCCCCCCUCCCAACAUGCCAGCUCCACCCCCUCCCCCAGUGCCCCCUCCUGUUCCUCCCCCUGGUAUGCCACCGGGAGCAUCAAAUAUUGCCCCUCCUCCUCCCCCACCCCCAAAAUAAUUUUAUCAUUCAAAAUGAAAUGUGUUUUCACAAAAUCACAACUUGUGUACAUGAUGUUAUACGUGUAGAACUAAUGACCAUUUUAGUUAAAUAGAAAAAUAAAGAUUGACUUUCUUCA
This is a messenger RNA of Saccostrea cuccullata (small rock oyster), 1250 nucleotides long. RefSeq names its product splicing factor 3A subunit 2-like. Gene Ontology annotation, biological process: spliceosomal complex assembly. Gene Ontology annotation, molecular function: zinc ion binding; nucleic acid binding. The record is from RefSeq and is a predicted model, not a curated record. Lineage: Eukaryota; Metazoa; Mollusca; Bivalvia; Ostreida; Ostreidae. The transcript has 9 exons. Gene Ontology annotation, cellular component: U2-type prespliceosome; catalytic step 2 spliceosome; U2 snRNP. The coding region runs from base 116 to 1132 and encodes 338 amino acids.